AUGGUUUACCUUGUUUUCCUGUUUUUAUUGGGUUUAGUUCUAGGGUUAAUUGCGGUGGCCUCUAAUCCGGCGCCUUUUUUUGGUGCUUUUGGGUUGGUGGUAGCAGCGGCCUUUGGGUGUGGUAUUUUGGUCGUAUAUGGUGGUUCCUUUUUAUCUUUGAUUUUAUUUUUGAUUUAUCUUGGGGGGAUAAUGGUUGUUUUUGCUUAUUCAGCGGCUUUAGCUGCUGAGCCUUACCCUGAAACGUGGGGUGCAUGAUCAGUAUUAGUCUAUGUAAUUGUUAGUGUAAUUGGGGUGUUAGGGGCAGGGUAUUGAUUUGUAGGUGAAUGGGAUAAGUUUAUGUGGGUUGCUGAAGAGUUUAUAGAGCUUGGUGUGUUACGGGGGGAUUUUAGUGGGGUAGCAUUGGUGUAUGACCUUGGGGGUGGAAUGUUGAUUGUUUGUGGGUGAGUGUUGUUGUUAACUUUGUUUGUGGUAUUAGAGCUUAUCCGGGGUAUGGGUCGGGGGUGCUUGCGUGCCAUUAGG
Lepisosteus oculatus (spotted gar) is the source of this 519-nucleotide messenger RNA. The record is from the annotation of a RefSeq genome assembly. NCBI's taxonomy places the organism in Eukaryota, Metazoa, Chordata, Actinopteri, Semionotiformes, Lepisosteidae.